UCUCUCUUGAACUUCCAUAGCUCGAGCACCUUCGAAACACUUUCGCCAUGUCGUUUUAGUUCUCGAUCUCUACUUGUAAUCUGUAGUUUACCUAAUCGAAUUUUCUCAAUGGAGCGUUGGCGAGAGAUGGAAGGCAAAUCGCUACACGAUCCCUUGCACCACAGCCACCACGAGGCGACCGCCGGGGAGGCGUCGCUGCAGGACACAGUGUGGGUCGACGGACCCGUUAUAGUAGGAGCCGGCCCUUCCGGCCUCGCCGUGGCGGCCUGUCUGAAGGAAAAGGGCAUCCCCAGCACCCUCCUGGAGCGCUCCGCCUGCCUCGCCCCUCUGUGGCAGCUCAAGACCUACGAACGCCUCCGCCUCCACCUCCCCAAGCGCUUCUGCCAGCUACCCCUAUCCCCCUUCCCCGCCUCCUUUCCGAACUACCCCUCCAAAGGCCAGUUCGUCGACUACCUACACGCCUACGCCCGGCGCUUCCACCUCCGCCCCAACUUCAACCACACCGUCGUCAGCGCCGCCUUCGACCGCGGCCUCGACCUCUGGCGCGUCGAGGCCAGUGUCCCCGGACGCGGCCGAACCAUCCACUACCUCUCCCGCUGGCUCGUCGUCGCCACCGGCGAGAAUGCGGAGCCGUUCAUCCCGGACAUCGACGGCGCCGCGGCGUUCCGCGGCGCCAUCGUGCACACCAGCUCCUACUGGAGCGGCGCCGAGUUCGAGGGCAAGCGCGUGCUCGUCGUCGGCUGCGGCAACUCCGGCAUGGAGGUCUGCUUGGACCUCUGCAACCACAAUGCCCGGCCCUCCCUCGUCGUCCGCGACACGGUUCACGUCCUCCCGCGGGAGAUGCUGGGCCGGUCCACCUUCGGCCUCUCCAUGUGGCUCCUAAAGUGGCUCCCGGUUCGGGCCGUGGACCGCAUUCUCCUACUCAUCUCCCGGCUCAUGCUCGGCGACACCCAGCGGUUCGGCUUGCUCCGGCCCGACCUGGGUCCGCUCCAGCUCAAGUCCCUCUCCGGUAAGACCCCGGUCCUCGAUGUCGGCGCCCUCGACAAGAUCAAGUCAGGCCAAGUCCAGGUUGUCCCUGCAAUAAAGCGUUUAACUGUCGAGGGAGCAGAGUUCGUGGACGCAAGGUGUGAAGACUUCGACGCGAUUAUUUUAGCUACAGGCUACAAGAGCAACGUACCUACAUGGUUAAAGGAGCGAGAGUUUUUCUCUGAGAAAGAUGGAUUUCCACGCAAAGUGUUUCCCUGUCGUUGGAAGGGGGAGAAGGGCCUCUACGCCGUGGGUUUCACACGGCAAGGUUUGAUGGGUACUUCGGCGGACGCCACGAGAAUAGCUCAGGAUAUCCAGCAACGUUGGAGGCAAUAUAAUGCAUGAUGGUUGAGAAAGGAAACAAGAAAAAAAAUCUAUGAAGCUGCUAGAUCUCUAGUCUUUAAAGAUCUCCGCUUCUUAGGAUUUUUUUUUCUUCACAAAUUAAUGGGAGAUAUGAGGAUUGAUAUAUGAUAUUUAGAAGGUUUCUAUAUAUUAAUUAUAUAUGUUGUUGCUAGUUUAAUUGGUAUAUAUCUUGUUGAUGUAUACAUGUGGUUGUUUGUUGUUUGUUGUUGUUGUUUACUGACAAGUGACAUAAAUAUAGAAUGAAAGAUUGAGAGAGUGAUUAAUUGUUAUACACAUUGUGUAUAAUAUAUUAUGCUGGUGUGUGCAAUUUGUGUGUGGUGGUGUCGGGUGUGCAAGGUUUACAUAGGAA
Molecule: messenger RNA, 1738 nt
Organism: Zingiber officinale
Lineage: Eukaryota; Viridiplantae; Streptophyta; Magnoliopsida; Zingiberales; Zingiberaceae
Product: indole-3-pyruvate monooxygenase YUCCA6-like
Exons: 4
Coding region: 109-1371 (420 amino acids)
Biological process (GO): auxin biosynthetic process
Molecular function (GO): NADP binding; flavin adenine dinucleotide binding; N,N-dimethylaniline monooxygenase activity
Source: RefSeq, a predicted model, not a curated record